This is a messenger RNA of Mercenaria mercenaria, 649 nucleotides long. Its product is annotated as 39S ribosomal protein L52, mitochondrial-like. Gene Ontology annotation, biological process: mitochondrial translation. The coding region runs from base 109 to 606 and encodes 165 amino acids. Gene Ontology annotation, molecular function: structural constituent of ribosome. NCBI's taxonomy places the organism in Eukaryota, Metazoa, Mollusca, Bivalvia, Venerida, Veneridae. The record is from RefSeq and is a predicted model, not a curated record. The transcript is spliced from 5 exons. Gene Ontology annotation, cellular component: mitochondrial large ribosomal subunit.
UCACUCGAUUAAUUAUUUCAGUUGUACAUAAGUCAAUCACUAAUCAAGCACAGCCAAGCAAAGCUAAGACUUACAAAAGAAAGUUGAUAUUUUCUCUUCUUUCGAACCAUGAAACAGGCAUUAUAUACGAUGCAUCUGUGUAAAACAUGUAUAGAAUGUUUCAAAGGCAUGUCUUUGAGGACAGUCAACUCGGCAAUUCUGCUGCACGCACAGAAGUCAGCACCUCUUAGCAUAGUGACACAAAGAAAUAUAAGCACAACUCUUCCGCUACAGAGGAAGAAGAGAAAACAAACAAAAUAUAAUCCUGGUGUUCCACCAUUUACUGUUUAUGGAGAUACACAUAGGCUAAUGAGAGGAGCUUGUGUAAAUGGAGAGAGAUAUGGGCCAUUGUUUGAUAAGCCAGACUACACAUUUUUAGAUGGGAGACCUACACCUCUAACACCAGAGCAGAUGAAACAGAAAGUUGAAAGGAGAGACUUGGCUGAAAGAGUAAUGAAAUAUUUACAAGAAAUAGACACAGUGAAGAGCUACAAUAAACAAAAGAAGGAAGAGAUCGAGAACUAUAAAAGGCAAAGAAUAGGAGAGAGAUUGAAAGCAAAGAGUUAAUGUUAAUAUAACUAUAAUAUUAGUAAUAAAUUUGUUGAUUAAA